AUGUCUACCUGCACAAAUGUUGAUAUUGCAGAAAUUUGUGGAUCACGCUCGAUGGGUUGGACUUUUCAACCAUCUGUAGGUGCUUCCGGUGGAAUCAUCAUAAUCUGGAAUCCUAUUAUAAUCAAAGUUAUCUCUUCAUUGGAGGGUGAAUAUUCACUUUCAGUUGAAUGUAGAUUUGUGGCUACUAACUUUCAUUGGUUCUUCACAGGAGUAUACGGUCCAACCAAGGUGUCUGAAAGAAAGUUUUUGUGGCGUGUACUACAUUACAUCAGAGGCCUAUGGGAAAUUCCUUGGGUUAUCGGGGGCGACUUUAAUGUCAUUCGGCGAAUUGAAGAAAGAAAUACUUCAAGAGGUAUUACUGAUAGCAUGAGAAAAUUCUCCCGGUUCAUCUCUAUUCAUGCUUUUAUCGACCCUCCUCUUAAAGGGUCCAAGUUCACUUUGUCGAAUUGCCAAGCAUCUCCAGUUCUGUCGCGAAUUGAUAGAUUUAUCUUCUCAACUGAUUUUGAAGCCAAGUUCCCAUUUGUCUCUCAAUUGGCUAAAACAAGGCCGACCUCGGAUCACAUCCCAAUUGUUUUGGACCUAGCUGAACCCUCAUGGGGACCAUCACCAUUUCGGCUAGAGAUUAUGUGGUUUAAUCACCCAUCUUUCCUGGAGAAUAUUAACGCUUGGUGGUCCUCCUUCACCUUUCACGGAUCAUCCAGUACCAUCUUUUGGAACAAGCUUCAAUCCUUAAAGCACAAAAUCAAGCUAUGGAACAAGACUGAAUUCGGUCUUCUGGAUCAUAAAAUUCAAGAGUGUCUUCACACUAUCAACACACUUGAUGGUAUUGAAGCUCAUAUGGGGUCCCUCCCAACAGAAAAAUUCAUUGAAAGAGCUGAAGCCAAAAUAAAAUUUGAAGAUGUUGCAGUUCAAAAGGAAAUCUCAAUGAAGCAAAAGUCUCGCAAUGAAUGGUUAAGAGCUGGUGACCGUAAUACCCCGGUUUUUCACAAGACAGCGUCCGAUAGAAGAAGAGCAAAUCGGAUUAAGAAGAUAUUCAUCGAUGGAGUACUUGUAACCGAUAAAGAUUCAAUUGUUGAUCAUAUCACAAAUUUAUACUCCAACUUAUUCUCUGAAGAGUUCCCUCACAAGCCAAGAAUUGGUGACGUACAUCUACAUCAAUUUCCCGAAGUAGAUGCAAUUAAUCUGGAAUCACCAAUCACGGAAAAUGAGAUCUUACAUUCCUUAAAAAGCUUGGUAAAUGAUAAGGCCCAGGCCCGGACGGUUUCCCUAUAA
Papaver somniferum (opium poppy) is the source of this 1272-nucleotide messenger RNA. RefSeq lists its product as uncharacterized. The record is from RefSeq and is a predicted model, not a curated record. NCBI's taxonomy places the organism in Eukaryota, Viridiplantae, Streptophyta, Magnoliopsida, Ranunculales, Papaveraceae. Bases 1 to 1272 code for a protein of 423 amino acids. The transcript has a single exon.